This is a messenger RNA of Mobula hypostoma (lesser devil ray), 2706 nucleotides long. Its product is annotated as zinc finger protein ZFP2-like. Gene Ontology annotation, molecular function: DNA-binding transcription factor activity, RNA polymerase II-specific; RNA polymerase II cis-regulatory region sequence-specific DNA binding. The transcript has a single exon. The coding region runs from base 15 to 1097 and encodes 360 amino acids. Gene Ontology annotation, biological process: regulation of transcription by RNA polymerase II. The record is from RefSeq and is a predicted model, not a curated record. Lineage: Eukaryota; Metazoa; Chordata; Chondrichthyes; Myliobatiformes; Myliobatidae.
CUCCCUCCGCAGCAAUGAACCCCUUCAAUUGCUCGGACUGCGGGAAGCAGUUCAAACGAUCCAGCGACCUGACCAAACACCAUCGGACACACACCGGGGAGAGGCCGUUCACCUGCCCUCACUGUGGUAAGGGGUUCAUUGAUUCUUCCAACCUGCAGAGACACCGGCGAAUCCACACCGGGGAGCGGCCGUUCACCUGCUCCCAGUGCGGGGAGGGCUUCACCCAGUCCACGCACCUGAUGAUCCACCAGCGGGUCCACACCGGGGAGAAGCCCUUCACCUGCGCCGAGUGCGGGAAGGGCUUCACGCAGGCCGUUCACCUGGUGACCCACCAGCGGAUGCACUCGGGGGAGAGGCCCUUCACCUGCUCGGAGUGCGGGAAGGGCUUCACCGAGUCCUCGACCUUGCUGAGGCACCAGCGGAUUCACACCGGCGAGAGGCCCUUCAUCUGCUCCGAGUGCGGGAAGGGCUUCAUUUGGUCGUCCAACCUGCUGACCCACCAGCGGAUCCACACGGGCGAGAGGCCGUUCAGCUGCUCCGAGUGCGGGAAGGGCUUCAUCCGGUCGUCCAACCUGCAGAGACACCAGCGAGUCCACACCGGGGAGCGGCCGUUCAUCUGCUCCCAGUGCGGGGAGGGCUUCACCCAGUCCACGCACCUGAUGAUCCACCAGCGGGUCCACACCCUCGAGAAGCCGUUCACCUGCGCCGAGUGCGGGAAGGGCUUCAUCCAGGCCGUUCACCUGAUGACCCACCAGCGGAUUCACACCGGGGAGAGGCCCUUCACCUGCUUGGAGUGCCUGAAGGGGUUCACAGAGCUGUCAACCCUGCUGAGACACCGGCGGAUUCACACUGGAGAGAGGCCCUAUACCUGCUUAGAGUGCGGGAAGGGCUUCACCGAGUCCUCGACCUUGCUGAGGCACCAGCGGAUUCACACCGGCGAGAGGCCCUUCAUCUGCUCCGAGUGCGGGAAGGGCUUCAUUCGCUCCUUCAACCUGGAGAUCCACCAGCGGAUCCACACCGGGGAGAAGCCGUUCACCUGCUCCGACUGUGGGAAAGGGUUCACUCACUCAUCCAACCUGCUGCGGCACCAGCGUUAAGGAAGCUGGGUGCGGAAUAUUUCAACCUGACGGCGGGGUGGAAAGAACUGGAUUCAGUGGCUUGUUGCGGUCCCUGGGUUCAGUUGGGACCGGAUUCUGCUGAUGUUCACCCCGUAACUGGGCUAGAACACAGCAUUCUGGAUUGACAGUGUUGUUCACUCAAGUCACGAACUCCUCCGACAAAUAUUGAGAGCCCUCCGUUGGUAAAUGUUGUGUUGUAGUUGAUAUGAUACGGAGAGCAAGCGGUUACCCGGGCAACCAGCCCACCCCCCCACGCAGCUGGUGAAUCCAAAGGAAUGGCAGAGACUGAUACGGUUUGGCACCAGCAGCGUGGCAGGAAUUGCCAGUCAGCGUUGAACUCAACAUGGAACUGCUUCAGGGGCUCCACUCCGGGUUUCCCCCCUGGGGUUUACUCCUGAAGCCCUCCCCGUACCGUAAGUGGGUAGGCCGCAAGGCAGCGGGGGUGUGAGAUCAGAGAUCAGAGUUUUCCCCCUCCUCGGUGAGCUGCCAACCACGGCUGACGAGCACCCCCCCCCCGAAGUGACUGGUUUUAAGGUGCCACUCACCCACCUUUGCCCCUCCUGUCGAUGGAACUCAGACCCGAAGGCCGGGAGCUGGACUUGGCUGUCAGAGACUCACACACCAUUGAGAGCAUCCAAUACGCGGUGGGAGUUUAUCCCCACCACGCCCUGCCCUGGCUGUGAUCACCGGGAGGGACCUGACAAAUCCUAUUCUGUGUAGUCUGUAGCUGUACAAAGCCAGGUGACUGCUCCCUGGCUCGUGUAUUCUUCCUGUCCUGUCUUAGAUGCGUUUACCUCAAUAUAUCGUUCGUGUUCACCUCCACUUCUUGUUGGAAGUUUUCUCUUAAGUCCUGAGACCCAGUGGGUACUGUGACAGGCCCUUCGGCCCAAUGUGUUAAUGCUAACCUUUUUCCCCCACCUACACUGAUCCCGCUCAUGCCCUGCCCCUCGCUACCACCUCCUCCUGCGUCAGCGAGUCGUAGUUAUCAGCCACUCUUCCCCCUCAAUUCCCCUUGCAAAACUCCUCCCCCCCCCACCCUCACCUUAAACCUCCGCCCACUUGUCCUCGGUGCCACCACCAGGGGCAUCGAGGGUGAUGGGGAGGCGGCGGGAGAAAGGGAGGGAACGCUGAAUCACGGCCCCUCCCGGGAAAGAAAGGACAACGUGCGUUGAUGUAGCACUGGCCACCUUCCCGCAGGGCUGUAGGGCCGUUGUAUUCUGGUCAUUGCUGUAACGUGUGAAAUAGAGCAGCCGGUUACAUUUCUAAUUUAUUAGUUUUAUUUCGAGAGACGGUGCUAAACGGGCCCUCCGAUGUAACCCCAGCCUAAUCACAGGGCUGUACACAACGACCAGUUAACCCGCGAACUCCUGCGUCGUUGCACUGUGGGAGGAAACCCACCCGCGUACAGACCCCUACAGGCGGUGCCGGAAUUGAACGCCGACCGCCAGCGUCCGCCGCGCUGGCUCCUUCACCCCAGGGUGCGUGCGCAGCGAGGUGCCACGGAGAGCGGGGUGAGCGGCGGUCUGUUAGUGGGGGGGAGCAGGGAGGGUCCGGCAUCCCCAGAGAUGGGGAGGGUGUGGGACCUGCA